AUGGCCCCAAACACCAAGAUGUCCAAGCCCAAGGGUCUCAAGGACCACAAGAAGGCCGAGAAGGAGAAAGCCACCGCCAAGCGUGCCGCCGCCGCCGCUGAACAGGCGAAGUCCAAGAAGGGCUCCAAGGUCGAGAAGAAGGUCAAGACCGUGGUUGUCCAGGAGCCUGUCGCGGAGGGCAUCGUGCAGCAGGCUGUCACCUCUCCGACCAAGGAGGUCGCUCAGGAGAAGAAGGUCGAGGUCGACGUGAUCGCUGAGCCCAUUGCCAAGGACACUGUCACCUUGCCAGUCGAUGAGGUCUCUCAGGAGAGGCCGGUCAUCGCCGUCGUCGUUGAUGAUCAGGACACCUGUGAGUACAAGUCCGCGAUACUCUAUUGCACGUCAGUUACUAACACCGCAUCAGCUGUGGUCGCUGAGAACAUCGACGAGUGCAUCUCCGAGAAGAUCACUAUCCCGACCAUCACCGUCGAGGCGCCCUCCGCUAUCAACACCAUCCCGCAAGUCAUUGACGUUGCUGCACCCAUCUCCACCGACGAGGAUGCGCUCGUUGCCAAGAUCACCGCCACCGUGGCUCAUCGCAAGAAGCUCGAGGCCGACUUGUACGAUGGCAUGGAGACGGCUCAGGAGCGCUUCGCCCGUGUCCGUCGUGUCACCUCCGCCACUGUUGAGUACCACUACGACGUGGUGAUCGCCGUUGACGAUGACGCCGUCUCCGCAUGCUCACUUGCAGAUGCAGAUGAGCUUGAGCGCGCAGUGGAUGGCAUCGGUAUUGAAUAUGUUACAGUCCACGAUGCUGCAGCGUACACCCCUGAGGAUGCAUCCGCAGAUGUGGUCGUUGAUGAAGUCACCGGUACCCACGCUGUUAAGUCUGAGCCCGCCAACAAAUCCAUCACCAUGGAGCAGCUCUUUUGCAGUACCGCCACCACUGGCACUUCCACUGUCGGCGCCUCGCGUCCCAAGUCGCCAUUGACUCUAGCAGAGGUCGAGGAGAUGCAGGCUGAGGCCAAGGCUGCAUCUAAUUCCUCCAAGUCAUCGUCUCUGGACAUCAACCAGCUCUUCGCAGCCGACAAUGCCGAGCGCGCUAUCAUCGUCCGCAUGCCCAAGGCGGUUGCGGCAUCGACCGUCCCUGAGAUCACCCAGCUCUUCGCCGCUGAGGGCGCGCCCAUCGUUCGUCUCCCCGCUGCAGCUGGAAAUUCACCAGUCCGCGCUGCUCGUACAUGGGCAUUUGUCUUAGCCGGCAUGACGUUUGGUUGCAUGGACGAAAUCGCGGAUGAUGCGAACCCUGUCGAGCCUGUCAUUAUAGGCGGUCGCUCGCGUACACCAGUUGACCACAAGUUGAUCGAGGCAGUCGUCUUCGGUCGUCCAGACGAGUUUGAGGACGUCUCCUCCGAGGUACCCUUCCCAGCCGUACAGGGAAAUGCAAAUGACAAGCCUCUUCCGGCUGAUCUGCAGCUGGGCUCUGAGAAGCUCAUGUCGAUGCUAGGUGUCGACGGUCGCGUUCCCACUCCAGCCCCCACCCAGCAGAAUGGACAAGAGGGCGCCGACAAGAUCAUGGCACUCCUCGGCUUCCCUCGUUCGCGCACCGCGUCUGGCAGCUCAGUGCCCACCCCGCCACAGUCCUCUCCGGACAUGAAUGGCCGUCGGUCCACGCCUAACACCCAGGUGACCGUGACCCCGCCACCCCUCGACAACCACUUGGCCAAUUCCGACAGCCACAACUUCUCCAAGAACGACUGCGGCGCUUGGAAGGUCCCUAAUAUGGGCCCUUCCUCCGGGCCAUACAGCUAUCAGCAGCCUGGUUUCGGUCCUCGGUACGCCGCCGCUCAGUACGUCGCGCAGCCCUGCUUCCCUGAAUAUCAUCCACAUGGACUUCCCGGUUUCAACACCCCUUUCUAUGGUCAAUGGCAGAACUCUCAGCGCUAUGCUCCCUGGUAG
Parastagonospora nodorum SN15 is the source of this 1935-nucleotide messenger RNA. RefSeq lists its product as hypothetical. The record is from RefSeq and is a predicted model, not a curated record. The transcript has a single exon. NCBI's taxonomy places the organism in Eukaryota, Fungi, Ascomycota, Dothideomycetes, Pleosporales, Phaeosphaeriaceae. The coding region runs from base 1 to 1935 and encodes 644 amino acids.